This is a messenger RNA of Saccoglossus kowalevskii, 3159 nucleotides long. RefSeq names its product atrial natriuretic peptide receptor 1-like. Gene Ontology annotation, biological process: protein phosphorylation; cGMP biosynthetic process; receptor guanylyl cyclase signaling pathway. NCBI's taxonomy places the organism in Eukaryota, Metazoa, Hemichordata, Enteropneusta, Harrimaniidae. Gene Ontology annotation, cellular component: plasma membrane. The record is from RefSeq and is a predicted model, not a curated record. Gene Ontology annotation, molecular function: peptide receptor activity; protein kinase activity; guanylate cyclase activity.
AUGGUAAUUAGCUUUGUUUUGUCAGUGAACGGACAGGACAACAAUAUUACCAUUGGAGUUCUACUUCCUUGGACGGGUUCAUGGAGCAUAGGUAGGAGUAUUGGUGGAGCAGUUUCAGUCGCCGUCGAUUAUAUUAACAGUAAUCACAAUAUAUUACCAAACAGGACGUUGCAGUUUGUAUGGAAAGAUACUGGAUGCACUGAAAAACAGGGACUCACGGAAGCCGUGAAUCUAUGGAGUACGACACAACCUCAUGCGCUUAUCGGUGGUGGAUGCGACGAAAUGUGUGAGCCAGUCGGACUAUUGGCCUCAUCUUGGAAUAUUCCCAUGGUUUCAUGGGGCUGUACUUCGAGUUAUCUUUCGGACAAGUUCGAAUAUGAGACAUUCGCUAGAACUGUCGGUCCUUAUACUAAAACAGGACGUAUGUUUGUAGAAAUCAUGAAAUACUAUAAUUGGACAAGAGUUGCCAUUUUGUCAUCUACAUCACACAUGUGGCAACUCACUUCUCAUGACAUUCUAUUAGAUCUACAGGACUAUGGCAUUGAGGUUGUGACAUUCCACACCUUCGACCCCGGGAACGAACAUAUAUCGGAAAAAGUUGCAUUGGAACACAGUCAUGUGCUGGACGAUUCUCUGUUGGUUACUAGAAUUUUCAUAAUAUGCGCGUCUGAUGGAGACAUCCGGGAUAUCAUGCUGACCGCUUUUGACCUGAGUUUGAUAAACGGCGACUACAUAUUCCUGACUAUUGGCAUGCGGUCGGGGUCUUAUAAAGGCGUGAACACGUGGAUGGGUGACGAUGGUAGAGACGCAAUGGCUAAGUUAGCUUAUGCUGCUGUAUUUAAUGUAGAUGUGCUCAUCCCACACACUGACGAAUAUAUAGCGUUUGAAGAGGAGGUUAUUAGACGUCUCAAAGAACCGCCUUUCAAUUAUAAUCCGCCGGAAUAUAUGGAGGUAGAUGGUCAUGCAGGGCGUUUACAUGAUGCAGUACUGCUCUACGCACUCGCGUUGACCGAAGAGCUACAGAAUGGUGGUGAUGAACGUAAUGGUACAUCUAUUGCAUCCAGAAUGAUGCCCAUGACAUUUCACGGGAUAUCGGGGAAGAUGAUUGUCGAUGAAUACGGGGACUGUGAUCCAAACUAUAGUUUACAAGUGUUUAUAGACGACCAUUUCGAGAAGAUCUCAGAGUUUCACACACUCAAUAAUAGCUACCACCCACAUCCUGAAAUACGAUUUAUGUGGCCGGGGAACAAGACGUAUCCACCGAGAGAUCAUCCUCCAUGUGGCUGGCAUGAUGAAUUCUGUCCCGACAAUACCAUGACAAUAAUCCUCGGAGUGUUUGGUGUAUUGUGUAGUGUGGCAGUCGCCGGGGGAUUUGGAUUCAUUUUUUAUUACAGGAAAUCAAAACUCGCUGCAGAGUUAGCAACGUUCGCCCUCUGGAAAGUGGAUUAUGGUGAUAUUAUAUUUUCCAUUAGCGGUGGAGCUAGUGGAAGUAGACGAUUAUUGAACUCUGUUUUGACAAUGUCUAGGUCGAGCAUGUCGAAACAAGACAACACCAGUGAAAGCGCAACGCAGGUGUUUACUCUAACAGGAAUGUAUAAGGGUCAGAUGGUAGCAGUUAAGCGAAUAAAUAAAAAAUGUGUUGAGAUUACAUCAUCAUUGUUAUUGGAACUGAAAAGUAUGCGAGACUUGGUUCAUGACAAUAUAAAUCCUUUUAUUGGUGCAUGCGUUGAUCCAGGUAACUGCAGCAUACUCAUGCAAUACUGCAGAAAGGGAAGUUUACAGGAUGUUUUGGAGAGUGAAAAUAUACAACUGGACGAAACGUUCAAGAUCUCUAUAGCAACCGACAUAUGCAGGGGCAUGCAAUACUUGCACAGAAGUACACUAAAGUCACACGGAAGGUUAAAGUCGUCUAACUGCGUGAUUGACAGUCGCUGGGUUUGCAAGUUAACUGAUUAUGGAAUGGGGGAAUUCAAGGACGGAGAGGAGGCUGAGGAAGAGGAAGGAGAAUAUGCGAAAUACAGUCGCCUACUUUGGACAGCUCCGGAGCAUUUGCGAUUCACGUCACCAGGAUACUAUGGCACACCGGAAGGCGAUGUGUAUUCGUUCGGUAUUAUAUUGAGCGAAAUUGCUACUAGAGGGGGACCAUUUUCUAUGCACACUUUCAACGAACCAAGAGAUAUUAUAGAAGCCGUUAAAGCAGGCAAAGAUCCUGUGUUCCGUCCUCUUAUGCCUACAAGCAUGUGUAAGCCAGCAAUGCACGCACUUAUGAAAACAUGUUGGGCGGAAUCUCCUGCAGCAAGACCUAACUGUGAUAACAUUAGACGAGCUUUGAAUAAAAUGAGUGGUGGGAGGACUAUUAACAUUGUGGAUAAUAUGAUAGCUAUGAUGGCAAAAUACACAGAACAACUGGAAGAAGUAGUUGAAGAAAGAACGAGUCAACUUUAUGAAGAAAAAAAGAGAAUGGAUGAAUUACUUAAUCGCAUGUUGCCUAGAUCUGUUGCCGAACAGCUGAAAUCUGGCGAGGCCGUUACUGCAGAGUCGUAUGACGAAGUGACCGUUUAUUUCAGCGAUAUUGUAGGUUUCACAAAACUAUCGGCAGAAAGCACCCCUAUGCAAGUUAUAGAUCUUUUGAAUGACCUUUACAGUACUUUUGAUGACAUCAUCGACAAUUACGAUGUUUACAAGGUUGAGACAAUAGGCGAUGCGUAUAUGUGCGCAUCGGGUCUACCUGAAAAGAAUGGCCAUCUUCACGCGGGGGAGAUUGCUACAAUGGCUUUAGAGUUACUUAGCUCGUUGGUUACUUUCAAAAUCAGACACAUUCCUGGAAAACAACUACAGCUGCGCAUUGGUAUUCACACAGGACCUGUUGUUGCCGGAGUUGUUGGGCUGAAAAUGCCGAGAUAUUGUCUGUUUGGAGAUACCGUGAAUACAGCAUCGCGAAUGGAAUCCAGUGGACUGGCACUUCGGAUCAAUAUUAGCAGUACUACAGCGUCAUUAUUGCGUCAGAUGGGAAACUUUGUUUUAGAUGAGCGGGGAGAAAUAACCGUCAAGGGAAAACAACCCAUUAUGGCAUAUUGGUUGAGAGGACGUACCGAUAAAUCGUUCACGAUGCCUGACAUGACAAAAGCCGCAGGUUUAGUGGAACAUGAUUUCAAGUAG